ACACACACACACACACACACACACACACACACACACACACACACACACACACACACACCCUUUAAAAACAACCAGUUUAAUAGCAGGGUUGAAAUCCCGCGAUAGUUGAGACCUGGGUGAGCGCUUGCUCUGCUGUGAUUGGCUGACCGGAUGUAAACAACAGGAACGAACAGGCGAAGCUACACGCUGGAUGAAAAUAUGGAGAUUUAACAGAGAUUCGAGGGUCUUUUUAAGGGGGGUUCUCGGUGAAACAGGCCGUGGAGCUUUACUGCAGGUCAACACGUUUAAAGGCAGCGGCUGGAAGUCCUGGUGAAUCUCCAGGUAUGUCGGUGCUGAUCCAGCCCUGGGGGGAGGCGGGCGGUGGCGUGGCGGCCCACCUGCAGUGCCCCACCUGCGGCCUCUUCUCCAACAGCCACGCCCACCAGCUGAGCCAUGUGGCGGCGGCCCACCCUGGGCAGCUGGACGGCAUGAUGAUGGGGCGGCUGGGGAACAUCGUGAUGUACCAGAGCACCGCCCGGCUCUUCCACUGCGGGGACUGCUUCCAAACCUGCAGGGACUUCAACACCCUCUACCAGCACAUCAUCGCCAAGCACUGCCUGGACCAGGGCGCCGCCAAGGGGGAGGAGGGGAAGGAGGAGGAGGAGGAGGAGGAGGAGGAGCUGAAGGAGGAGGUGAAGGAGGAGGAGGUAGAGGAUAAGGAAGCAUCCAUGAUGACUGAGGGGGGGGGUCACAGAUGUCUGAUCUGCGGCUGGAGGACGAAGCACCGAGGCCUGGCAGUUUCCCACGUGGUGAGGAAGCACGACAUCCCCAAGGCGUACGCCAGCCAGGGGGUGAGGCCAUACGCCUCCUCCUUCAGAGCGCCCACUGUGGGGGAGGAGGGGGAGGCGAGCGGGGAGCUGCUGAGGGAGGAGAUGGAGGCCACGGCGAAAGUCGUGCGCUUCAUCGCCAACAGAUUUGUGUGUCUCAUCUGCGGCUGGAAGACCAAGCUCAAAGGCUUUGCCAUCAGCCACGUGGUGCGCUGCCACGAGGUGGAGCGUCCGUACGGCUGCAGCUCCUGCGAGCGCAGCUUCUUCCUGCCGUCCCGCCUGCAGCAGCACGUCGCCGCCGCGCAUCGACUUGGACGCUACAGCUGCCCCUACUGUGGGUUCAGGUCCCAGUUCCUGGGGGGGUUCAGGAGGCACUGCAGCCGCUGCAAUGCCCGGGAGGAGGGGGAGGAGGAGCAAGGAGGAAGAGGGGGGGAGGAAGAGGAGGAGCAGGAGGAGAGGAGAGGGACCAGGAAGAGGAGGAAGACUAUAAAGCUGCAGGAGAGGGAGGAGGAUGAGGAAGAAGAGGAGUUAGAGGGGAGGAAGAGGAGGAAGAGGAAGACAAAAAAGCUGCAGGAGAGGAAGGAGGAAGAGGAGGAAGAAGAAGAAGAGGAGGGGAGGAAGAGAUGGAGGACUGUUAAGGAGGAAGAGGAGGAAGACUAUAAAGCUGCAGGAGAGGAAGGAAGAGGAGGGGAGGAAGAGGAAGAUAUGGAGGACAGUGAAGGAGGAAGAGGAGGACUGAAGAGAAGGGAGAAAACUAAAAAGCUGCAGGAAGAAGAGGAAGAGGAGGGGAAGAAGAGUUGGAGGAUGGUGAAGGAGGAAGAGGAGGACUGAAGAGAAGGGAGAAAACUAAAAAGCUGCAGGAAGAAGAGGAAGAGGAGGGGAAGAAGAGUUGGAGGAUGGUGAAGGAGGAAGAGGAGGACAGGAGUAGAGCAGAAGAAGGAGGAAGACUGAAGGGUCACAUGUUUCCAUCUGAUCAUCAAUAAAGUUUUUUUUGUA
This is a messenger RNA of Eleginops maclovinus (Patagonian blennie), 1802 nucleotides long. Its product is annotated as zinc finger E-box-binding homeobox 1-like. Gene Ontology annotation, biological process: attachment of mitotic spindle microtubules to kinetochore. The record is from RefSeq and is a predicted model, not a curated record. The transcript has 4 exons. Bases 324 to 1637 code for a protein of 437 amino acids. NCBI's taxonomy places the organism in Eukaryota, Metazoa, Chordata, Actinopteri, Perciformes, Eleginopidae.